AUGGCUUCUUUUCCAAACAUCUACUCUCACCGCAGGGUUGCCGAUGCGGCUACAAAACCUUGCGAGAUAUGCUAUAAACCAAGUACCAGCGUUCUUGUUACUCCAGAGAAUAAGGACUUCUUCUUCGUGUGUCCUGGUCAUCUUAAGGAUAGGGGAUUCUGUAGCCCAAUAAUUGACGAAGCUGCGGUCGCGGCCCGGAAAAAGAAGGAGAUGGAGGCUGAAGUUGAAAGAGUGAAGAAGGAAUUUGAGGAAAAGCAAAAGAAGAAGAAGGAGAAGGAGAAGGAGAGGGAGAAAAAGGAAAAAGAGAAGAGUAAGGACAAGGACAAGAAAGAUGAUGACAAGGAGGACAACAUCGAUGAAGAAAAGAAGAGCUCUGAGGAACCUCCGCCAGUUGAGGAAGAGCCCAGAGUAUUCGCUUUGGCGCGGACUUUCUUCCAACAACGGAUCGACAAGAAGAGAAAUGCAGAAAUUGCAAGACGAAAUCGCGAGCGUUUGCAGAAUCCAAACCUGUUUCCCCAAGUCCCCAAAGGCUUCCCAUGA
Messenger RNA from Venustampulla echinocandica, 540 nucleotides. RefSeq lists its product as uncharacterized. The record is from RefSeq and is a predicted model, not a curated record. NCBI's taxonomy places the organism in Eukaryota, Fungi, Ascomycota, Leotiomycetes, Helotiales, Pleuroascaceae. Gene Ontology annotation, biological process: vacuolar transport. Gene Ontology annotation, cellular component: endosome. The transcript has 3 exons. The coding region runs from base 1 to 540 and encodes 179 amino acids.